Toxorhynchites rutilus septentrionalis is the source of this 2767-nucleotide messenger RNA. RefSeq names its product ATP-binding cassette sub-family F member 3. Gene Ontology annotation, molecular function: ATP binding; ATP hydrolysis activity. The record is from RefSeq and is a predicted model, not a curated record. NCBI's taxonomy places the organism in Eukaryota, Metazoa, Arthropoda, Insecta, Diptera, Culicidae. Bases 348 to 2489 code for a protein of 713 amino acids. The transcript has 5 exons.
CUUCGACUCUUCCUUUCUCGCUGACCCGUCAUUGACAUCAGGGGAGAAAACGUAAAUUUUCAGCAUUUAUUUGCCAAUUUCGUACGGAAAAUCAUUCGCACGCCGCUGCACACUGUGUUCCCAUCAGUGAAGUUCUAGUUAAAGUUACAUCGCAAUCGUAGCGCAGCGCAGCGCUGGCUGGUUAAUUGAUUCGGUCAGACGGUCAAGUGCCUCCAGCUCAUCAGUAGUGCACGUUUGCUGUGAAAUUAUCGGAAACAUCAGAAACGGGUGGGAGGAAACAGGCUUUGGCGGUGUGAAUUACUGCAAAUAGACAACUAGGCAGUCUGCUACGAGAUUUUACCGCAACGAUGGCUGCAUGUUCGGAAAUGCUGAAACGGGAAUUUCCGUCGAUCGACGGAGAAUUGCUGACGUAUGUCGAAGAUGUGCUGCAAAGUGGCGCCGAUGAGUUCGAGAAUGGAGAUGAAGUGUACGAAGCGAUUGGGGCGAUUCUUCACGAGGUUUCGCUGGAGAAGAGCGAGGAUGACAUUAAACAGAUCUGUGAUAUUUUCCUAGAUUUGCUGAAACCAAGAAACGCGAACGGUGACGGGGGAGGCGGAAUGAGAGGGCCGGCCAAAAUUUUGGACGCUCCCAUUCAUUUGAAAGAGAUUGCAGCCUCCCAGGAUGUUGCGACGGAUGACAUACAAAGUAUAUGGGUUGUCCAGCGGGACGACAGUUUGAAGGUGGACUCGAAGAAGCUAGAGAAGGCGGAGGCGAAGCGACAACAGAAGCUGGAAAAGCGCGAGCAGACUAAAACGACUGCUCCUGCGGCGCCUAUACUACAGAUGGCUACCGCAUCGCAAGUGAUCAGCAAGAAGGAUAAUAAGAUGGAAGCGAAGGGAACCAAUCGUUCGAUGGAUAUCCGGAUCGAAAACUUCGAUGUAUCAUUUGGGGAUAAAGUUUUGCUGCAAAACGCAGAUUUGCUACUGGCUACAGGUCGUCGUUAUGGGUUUGUUGGUCGCAAUGGUUUGGGUAAAACAACACUGCUGAAGAUGAUAUCCGGCAAGCAGUUACAAAUUCCGAGUCAUAUCUCGAUUCUCCAUGUAGAGCAAGAGGUCGUUGGCGAUGACACAUUGGCCAUCGAAAGUGUGCUUGAGGUGGACACCGUUCGGACGGAGCUUUUACGCAAGGAGCGAGAACUCAAUGUCCAGAUUAAUGCCGGUUCUAGCGAUCCGGAACUCAGCCACGAGCUGUCCGAGGUUUACUCGCAGCUGCAGCUGAUCGAAGCGGACAAAGCCCCAGCACGUGCCUCAAUUAUACUCAAUGGUCUUGGUUUCACGAAAGAGAUGCAGGCCCGUGCCACCCGAACCUUCUCCGGUGGAUGGCGAAUGCGAUUGGCACUGGCCCGGGCUCUAUUCUCCAAGCCGGACCUAUUGCUGCUCGAUGAACCUACGAACAUGUUGGACAUUAAGGCGAUCAUUUGGCUCGAAAACUACCUCCAGUCGUGGCCGACCACACUGCUGGUGGUUUCCCACGACCGUAACUUCCUCGAUACGGUUCCUACGGACAUUCUCUAUCUACAUUCGCAGCUGAUCGAGACGUACAAGGGCAACUAUGAGCAGUUCGAUAAGACCCGGACGGAGAAACACAAGGCCCAGCGGAGAGAGUACGAGGCACAGUUGGCGCACAGGAAUCACGUGCAGGAGUUCAUCGAUCGGUUCCGAUAUAACGCCAAUAGAGCGGCGAGUGUUCAGUCUAAGAUCAAAAUGUUGGAAAAAUUACCCGAACUGAAACCAGUGGAGAAAGAGAUUGAAGUGACGAUUAAGUUCCCAGAGGUGGAGCCUCUCAAUCCACCGGUGCUGCAGCUGAACGAAGUGCAGUUCAAGUAUUCCCCCGAGAAGGUGAUAUUUACUUCCGUGAAUCUGAGCGCGAAUCUCGACUCCAGGAUCUGUAUCGUGGGCGAGAACGGCGCCGGCAAGACGACCCUGCUAAAGAUCGUCAUGGGCAUCCUGCAGCCAACGGGUGGUCUUGUCCAUCCGCACCGUGGCCUGCGGUUGGGCUACUUCUCGCAGCAUCACGUCGACCAGCUGGACAUGUCGGUGAACUGUGUGGAACUGCUGCAGAACGCAUACCCCGGAAAACCGAUCGAGGAGUACCGCCGGCAGUUGGGCAGUUUUGGUGUGUCUGGCGAUUUAGCGCUCCAGGUUGUGGCGUCCCUCUCAGGAGGGCAGAAAUCCCGAGUUGCGUUGGCCAAAAUGUGCAUGGGUAGGCCCAAUUUCCUGGUGCUCGAUGAACCGACGAAUCACUUGGACAUCGAGACGAUCGAGGCGCUUGGGAAGGCGAUCAACAAGUAUAAUGGAGGAGUGAUUCUGGUUUCCCACGACGAGCGACUGAUUCGCAUGAUUUGCAGGGAACUGUGGGUUUGCGGUGGUGGAACUGUGAAGAGCGUGGAAGGCGGCUUCGACGAGUAUAGGAAAAUUAUUGAGCGCGAGCUGGAAGCUGCGGCUGCGUAGAUUUUAUCAAAAAACCAACAAAACCGUGUAUAACUCCCAAACACAAUUAAUUAUUACGCUUUAUACUUAUAUACAGCAGAAACAGAAAUUACGACAGAAGAAGCGUUCUAACGAAAGAACUGCGGGAAGCGCUAAUAUUUAUUGCUAUUAUUGUUACCCGUGUGAGGAUUGGCCUGAUUAUAGCGAAAACAUAAAUGAAAUGAAAAGAAAUGUACACCAGGUAGAAUUAGUAGUGAUAUAUUGAUCAACGUAAAAUAAAUCUAGCGACCAAUAGUCUA